Messenger RNA from Suillus discolor, 1302 nucleotides. RefSeq lists its product as uncharacterized. The transcript has 9 exons. The coding region runs from base 229 to 1302 and encodes 357 amino acids. NCBI's taxonomy places the organism in Eukaryota, Fungi, Basidiomycota, Agaricomycetes, Boletales, Suillaceae. The record is from RefSeq and is a predicted model, not a curated record.
CGACUUCUACAACAACUGUUUCUCUCCCUCUUCGACUAUGUAAGGAAGCCUAUGGUUGUGGCGCUGGACCCUCGCUCCGACUAACACUUCAACUAUAGUAAGCACUGCUGUCUGUCUUUUCUCUUCCUACUUCAUUCUUUCACAUUUCACAUUUUACUUCUCUCGGUGACCUUUGUCUAUAUCUCUUCAUUACCGCUGCCUCAUGUUUCUCUCUUUUUACUUGCUUUAAUGUUAUUUCCGUCACUCCUUUCAUCCUUCGACCACCAUUCGAUGACACUCGCGUGCACCUUCUACUUGUAUGCCUUGCUGCUCACUCCUAUUAUGGCAUGGCUUUAUGCUCCCUUCGGAAAUGGGCUAUGGCCGAUUAAUCAUGCUCAUGCCAGAGGUUCUCUCUUUUCUCCCACCUUCUUCUUACAACCUCACUUCACUUACAGUAAUCGGCUACUCGUGAUGAGUAAAGACCAUGGGCCAGAUCCUCCUCCAGAAGCCCGCGAGGCAACCGUUCCUGAAAGCUCGAGCCGACCCCGUAGUCGAGUCAAGCAGAUUAUUCAGAAAUUUGCGAAAGGCGUCACCAGGACACUUUCUAAACUCUACAAGCAUUUCCGCAGCCGCGUUCCUGGGACCCAGAAUGUGAACCUUCAAGAUACUUCGUCGAAUCAGAAUAUCGAGAACACGCCACAUGCGCUUCCUUCCACCGACGACAACCAUCCCACCGCAGCUGAAAAUCCCAGCAGCCAAGACACAUCCGGAGAACCCGCUUCGAAGAUUCUCGACAUCUCCUCUGGCGUCGAGGAAGCCCCUGGUCCCAAAUCAGUUGAUGCUGAACUUCAGGAUGCCCACGAGGCUUCAGAACACAUGAAAACAUUCGGGGAGCGUGCGCAGUCUGUGAUGUCCGCCGCCAGGAGCGCCCCAGCUGGUCUCGCUGUUGUAGAUGAUUUCCCGACCAAUUACCUCCGGCCCCUGAAAAUCUUCGACAGUGCCAUCGAGAAGAUCGCAAAGCUGCAUCCAUAUGCAAGGAUGGCGUUGGGCGUACUUUCUGCUGCAGCCAAAAUUAUUCUUGCUCAAGCGAAGCGGGACGAGUCAGUAGAUCGUCUUCUCCAGAAAUUAGAUGAAGUCUAUGGCUUCAUUACCGAAGACGACAAUCUUUCCAAGGUCGAAUCGAUGCAUGAUGUCAUCGGAAAGAUUGCUCAGCAGACUCUCGAGUGCGCCCGUUUCAUCAGGGAAUACUCAGAGACGAAGAGCUUCUGUGAGUCGUCGGACUAUUGCAUUCUCACACUGGCACGAAUCUUAUACUUACCAUGA